Molecule: messenger RNA, 684 nt
Organism: Penicillium cinerascens
Lineage: Eukaryota; Fungi; Ascomycota; Eurotiomycetes; Eurotiales; Aspergillaceae
Product: class I SAM-dependent methyltransferase
Exons: 1
Coding region: 1-684 (227 amino acids)
Molecular function (GO): methyltransferase activity
Source: RefSeq, a predicted model, not a curated record
AUGUCCGAGCCUAUCGAUAGCCACCGAAUCAAGGACGACAUAAAGAAAGCUUAUGACGAUAUUGCCGACGUCUACCUGAAAUGGACGGAACCUUCUCAUGAAAUACGUCUUUCCUAUCUCGAGACUAUGCUUAAAUCCCUUGAUUCCGCAAAGGAAAAUCGGAAAAUACGCAUCCUUGAGCUAGGUUGUGGUGCUGGGGUACCGUGCACUCAACUUUUGGCAUCUCGUGAAUACAUCAGCGUCACCGCAAAUGAUAUAUCCGACACUCAGAUUGCUAUGGCAAAAGAGCGACUGCCUGAGUCAGUGAACCUAAUACAAGGGGACAUGAUGGAAUUGGACUUUACUCGGGAGCAUUUCGAUGCUGUGACUGCCAUGUACUCCAUAUUUCAUCUGCCGCGCAACGAACAAACUGUGAUUCUUCGUCGCAUUUUUGAUUGGCUGAAACCUGGGGGACGGCUUCUGGCGAAUUUCCCCGAGGCUGAAUUUGCGAGCUCUUCUGAUCAAUCCUGGUUAGGCGGCACUAAAGGGGCAAUUCAUUGGAGUGGUUGGGGUAGAGAAGAGAUGAGAAGACUACUUGCAGAUAUCGGCUUUGAGAUGGAGAUUGAUGAGGUUGUUGUGGAUUCUGAAGAAGAAAAUGGAGUGUCGCGCAGCGUCGCGUUUAACUGGAUCCUAGCCAAGAAGUGA